Molecule: messenger RNA, 2121 nt
Organism: Ostreococcus tauri
Lineage: Eukaryota; Viridiplantae; Chlorophyta; Mamiellophyceae; Mamiellales; Bathycoccaceae
Product: Zinc finger, ZZ-type
Exons: 2
Coding region: 1-2121 (706 amino acids)
Cellular component (GO): BAT3 complex
Molecular function (GO): polyubiquitin modification-dependent protein binding; zinc ion binding; misfolded protein binding
Source: RefSeq, a predicted model, not a curated record
AUGGGGUCGCUCGAAGACCUCGGCGACGCGGACGACGAGAGCGUGCGCGUGCGCAUUCGAGUCCAUCCGAGGGGCGAGCACUUCGUUCGCGUGCCCAAGACGGCGCGGACGCCGGCGGUGAAGGAGAUCGUCGAGCGCGCGAGCGGGGUCCCGGCGACGCGACAGCGGUUGCUCGCUCGAGGGAGAGUCUUGAGCGAUGAUUCAUCGAUGGAGAGCGCGCGAGUGGAGGACGGGGACACGUUGUUGUUGGUCACCAGCGAGCCGGAUGAGAGCGGGGGGCGAGAGGAUGGAGAGCGGAGCGCGGAGGCGGGCGCGGCGAGCGAAGACGGACAGGGCGAACAGGCGGGCGUCAUGGGUGAUCUAUCGAGCAUGAUCACGUCACUGUUGACGUCGAAUCCGGCGAUGUUGGGGGCGAUGGCGGGUAGCGGUGGGUCAGGGGCGCUCACGGUGGAGUUCUCGAUCGGUGGACCGCCACCAGGGGCGAGAGCGGUGGCGGCAAGUCAACGCGCGCGCGGGGAAAACGGCGGCGGUCAACCCGUCGAGAGAGGUGGGGCGAGCGCAGCGAGUGCGCAGUUAUCUCCGGUGGACACUUUGCGACGAUAUAUACACAAUGUUGAGCGUUUGCUUCGAAGCAUGCAGCACAGCGAGCCGCGAGCCAUCUCGGUUGGCGGCAGCGAGCCGAUGCCAAUGGAGACGCCGGCGAACGUCAAUCAGACCGAAACGCACGCGCCACCGAUUCACUUCGGCGUGCAGUGCGACGCGUGUGAGAUCAAUCCUGUGAGGGGUACUCGUUUCAAGAGCGUAGCGCACGACGAUUUCGACCUGUGCGAAGAGUGCUUUCGAGCCGGCAGGGGUGCCCAGUGUGGACCCUUUGCUCGUUUGGACCUUCCUCUUCCCGCCGGUUUGCCGCCUGUGAUCGCUCACGCGAACGCCGAUGAUAUGGAUGAGAAUAGAACAACACCAAGACAAGAGAGUGAAGAGGGAGUGGCCACUUUGGGUACGAUGCUGUCAACAGCGCGACAACUCGCUCACGAGGCUGGACCACUCAUCGAUAACAUCGCGAGGAGAUAUCAUCCCGAUAGCCGAGAGAACACGGUCGAGACGCAGGCUCAGAGUCUGCAGCUCGCAACGCUCAUGCACUCGGUAGGUGCCCUUUGGUGUGAGCUUGCGCGAUGCAUUGCGGUCGUACCUCCGCCUCCGAACGCCAUGACGCCGGAAGGUGCUGCUAUCGCAGGGGACGACAUCAACAACGCCCGGAGCUUGUUCGCCUAUCCUCAGACGUCGCACAUCGCCAGUAGCGGUGCAUUUGCACACACGCGUCCGCCUGGUAUGCCCAGACACGACCAGGAUGCGAAUGUCCCACAGGUUGGUCAACGCAACUUGCCCAACGUGAUGCACAUCUUACAUCACCUCCAGGGUCCCGACGGAGCGCAUGACAUGGACAGCCUUCCAGCUGAGCUUCGAGCGAUGUUAAUGCGACAAGCUUCUCAGCACGCGCAACAUGCGCCACCUCAGGCUCAAACGGGGUCGCAGCCGGCGGUGCAGCCGACGCAACCUGCCACUCAGCCGACGGCGGCGGACGCACAAAACGCCGCGGAGACUCGCCGGAAUGAGGUUCGCGACGCUCGAUCUUCGCAAAGAGCUUUGAGCCGGCUCUUAGGAUCGGUUUUACGAGCGAUUCCGAGUCCGAGCUUCAUGACUCAAGCGGGCGCUACCGGCGCUACACAAGCUGGAGCGACGCCACCUGGUGCCAACGCCUCUCGAUCAAGCUUGAUUCAGGACAUGUACUCCCAAAUCAUCGGAUCACCGCCUAGACAGUCUCAGAUACCGGAGCAACGGAAUCCACCCGAUCAGGCUCACCGGGAUCGUGUCGCGCCCAGAACUGUUGACGUUCCAAAUGUGUCGGCUCAGGAUAACACGCCAACGCGUGCUCGCACGCGCAGCGAAUCCAAGCAAGAUGACACCGAUGACCGUGCUGCGAAAGCAUCCAACACCGGUAACGGCAUGUCGCCGGCCGCGAGCGCAGCUCGUCUCGUGAUAGAUGAGCGAGCGAAUUCGGCGAUGGGUCAGCAGGCAAGCACUUCAAGCGACAGACAAGGCAAGAAGGAGGACAAGGAAUGA